Molecule: messenger RNA, 2735 nt
Organism: Pelobates fuscus (common spadefoot toad)
Lineage: Eukaryota; Metazoa; Chordata; Amphibia; Anura; Pelobatidae
Product: EF-hand calcium-binding domain-containing protein 6-like
Exons: 19
Coding region: 50-2716 (888 amino acids)
Molecular function (GO): calcium ion binding
Source: RefSeq, a predicted model, not a curated record
AAGGACUAGAAGAGAGACAGGAGAUCUCAGUGGUGGCUACACAGAGAAGAUGUCCAGCCGACUUCUUGCCCCAGCUGGAUCUUCACUUCCUAAGCUUCCUGUGAUUGAGCACCCCUUGUCUCGCCUUGGUGACCCAGACACCUUGUCUCUCAGAGGAUUUUCCAGGGCAGGUAGUGGAGUGCAUCUUGAAGACAAUGAGGAACAUCUCAGAGAAGGUCUUCACACUGCAUCCUCUGCUUACAGUGACAAGAGUCUCCAUCUGAAUUCUCCAAAGUACCACAUACCCCAAGGCGUGCAGGUCACAGCUGCUGCCAGUUCCAGCAAGGCACGCCUGCCCAUCUUUGGUCAGAGAGCUGCCAUCGGAAGUCGGGCUGAGAGCAGAGUGAGCGUGGUCAGCAGUACAUCCAGCUCAGUGUCGCGGCCAGGAACACAGCUUAGGCUUGAGGUGGAUGAGCUGGAACAUGUUUUGCAUGAAAAGUUGAGGACUGGUGGAUAUUUUGCUCUCAGACAGCUGUUUAAAAAUAAUGAUCCUGAAGGCAAAGGACAAGUUAAUAGGGAUGUGCUGCUCAUGAUGUUAACAAAAUUUCUUGGAAGGCUAAUAAAUUCCAGGCAGUAUCAGCAACUCCUCCUCAGAUUGGCGCUCAAUGAAAAGACAAUAAUAAAAUUUGAAGAACUGUACGCAGCACUAAGGGAACCAAUACCAUCAGGCCGACCUACGUGGCUGGACCCCAUUAAUAGGAGAUCUGAGGAUAAAACUCUGACUGCAUCACAGGUUCAUGUACAUUUUAAGACAAAGCAAAGGUUUCUGGAUUUUGCUGAAAUCAUCUCAAACAAGAAGCCCAAAGAAGAUGCAAGGAUUUCUCCUCCUGAAUUUAGACUAAUACUGGGCCAGAUUGGCUUUCACAUGGACGAUGAGGAGUUUGAAAAGUUGUGGAAAAGGUAUGAUGUGGAGGGAACAGGAGCGCUCAAAGUGGAUUUCCUAUUGAAAAAGUUAAGCAACAAAGUUCAGAACAAUUCUUUGAACCCUGUGGGUCCAAAGGGACACUCUAGGGAAAUGUCAAAGACAGAACUGGAACGGAAAGCUUCGCUCAGUAUUGAGAAAUGGUUCAAAGAUAAGUUCAGAGAAGGAUUUCGAAAUAUGAAAGAAGAAUUUGAGAUUCAUGAUCCCCAAAGAAUUGGAAAGGUGGAUCAAGAUGAUUUUAUGGCAGUUUUGGAAAAAUUUGACCUUAAGCUGAAAGAUGAGCAUUUUCACAUCUUCUUGGCAAGAUGUGGUCUGGAGAAUAGUCUGACGGGUAUCAGCUACAUGGAUUUUCUAAGGAAGUUUCAAGAUCGCAGCGAUAAAGGCAUCACCCACAAGAUACUCUCCAACCCAAACCAUAGGUUUCAUCGUGAAGGUGCAAUUAGCCCACUGUCUACCCUUACUGCAGUUGAGGCCAAGCUAACAAACCUCUUCCAGGCAGAUUUCUUGGCAUUGCUGGCAACAUUUGAGAAAAUUGACAAACUCAACAGAAACAUCAUAAGUCAGGAAGAAUUCCGAGCAGCUAUAGAAAGCAGGUUCGGUGUGGAGAUUACUGAUGAAGAUUUUGAGCUGCUUCUCGACAGUAUUCCUCUUGAUGAAGAUGGAAAUGUCAAGUAUUCCCAAUUCAUGGCCAUGUUCGAUUCUCGGAGGGGAGUCCCCAGUCUGUUCGAUGAGAAAUCUAUGGUGUCUGAUGAGCCUGAAGAUAAAAAAUAUCCAUCUGGGCGAACGACUGAGCAGCUCUUUAAAAUUAUUAAAAGUUUAAUACAUGACAAUUAUGCUGCCGUCGAAAGGGCAUUUGAAGAACUUGAUGAAAUGAAUUCAAGGCGUCUUACUCAAGAAAAUAUGUACUUGCUACUAAAAGGGUUUGACAUACAGCCUGCAGUCACUCGAGGAGAAAUACGCAGAAUUUGGAACACCCUCAUCACAAACCAGGACAAAACCUUGGAUUACUUGCAGUUUGUGAGGCAUUUUGGGUAUUCACCCAAAUCUGCCUGUUACCCCAAUGCAAAAAUCAGCCCCCCAAAGAAAGGAGAUGGGAAUUUUAAAAUGCGAUCUAAUAAGCUGAAUUGUGACUCUGACAUACUCAUUGAUAACGUUCGUGCAAAGGUGGAGUACUUGUGGGAUGAUUUGCACAGAGAAUUUGAAGAUCUUGACCCUUAUCACACAGGCUACGUGAGCAGAGAAGAAUUCCAGGAUAUAUUAUUAGAACUUUGUAUCCAGCUGAAUGAAUAUGAACGUGAAAUGUUGACCAAGAAAUUUAAUAAUGGUGAUGGCCGGGUAUCAUAUAUUGAGUUCCUUAAACCAUUUGCAACACGUCGACAACUUUGGAAAACUAAAACUAACAUGGUGGCCGUUAUGCAGAGUUCUCAGGAAGAUAUUUUCCCUUCAGAAUCUGCGCCUUCCAGCCUUGGAAAACUUACAUCUAGAAUGCGAAAGAAGCUGCAGGGAGAGUGGAAGACACUUCGCAGAGCCUUUAAAAAGUUGGACAUGGAUAGCAGUGGCUACCUGUCUCUGCCGGAGUUUAGAUCCGUCCUAAAGCUGUGCAACUUUGUGCUUGAUGAAGACGAGGUGUAUCACAUCAUGUCCAAGUAUGAUCAGAACAUGGAUGGCCGCAUCAACUACAAAUCCUUUUUAGAGCACGCAUGCAAAGAUGACAAACAGUCUGCUUCUCACACCCCACUGGCAAACACUCUUUAACAUGCAUGUCAGUCUUCUA